CCGGCUCACACCGGUAAUACAUAAUUUACUUCAUCAAUCACUCCUCUUUAUCCGCUGCAACCUUGCAGCUGCCUUGAGCCCAUUCCUUCCUUACUGGCGAUCGACUCCGUCGACGUCAGAGACCACAUUGUGAACGAUCUAGUCAAGUUUCCUCAUCAUCGACUGCAGCGACAACUGUGUGCGGGUUAUUGGUCGAACACGGUCAGCCACUUCCUACAACCCUUGCAACGACCACAUAACUUCUUUUCACCAGCUUGAUCCAAUUAUCAGCUCAACUCUUCACAUCGUACUAAGUAAUGUACGCCCACGCUCAGUCACGGCCAAACUCGUUCUAUGCUGCGGAUGAUGCGGCAGGCCAACCAGAUUAUCUCCCAGAGCCACCACGCCGUCGUCGCCAGUCCCGUACUCAAGAUCCCGACUAUGAUGACGAUGAACAACCCUUGGGACUCGCAGGUCAAUCGCCUGGUGCUGCGGAUGAGUUUUAUGGCGCCCAACAGAAUGGCAGCACAUCCUUCCCAACUCAACAGUCUCAUUCUCAAUUACCAUUGUCCCAGGGUCCCCUUCUAGAUCACUCUCACCUCCGCCCGGGCAACCAAGCCUCGCUACUUUCUUACGAGCGUACCCUCGAGCUAUAUCGUGCGAAUGCAAAGAAAACACAGGAUCCGGACAUCCAAUUCGAGUUCGCAGUAUUCAUGAUUGAUGCCUCGAAAUCUUUUCCCAUCCCGGCUCCCACCCCCGGAAAUGUUAUGGAAAUUGAAAAGUCAAUCGAAAAGCGGGACAAUCUCGUGCAUGAAGCUACAGGUCUCCUCAAACGCCAAGCAGACCGGGGACACCCAGCAUCGCAAUAUUUCCUUGCAGACUGCUACGCCAAUGGUCUAGGGACUUACAAGAACAGGCAGGACUUCGACCGGGCGUACCCACUAUUUGUGCUCGCAGCAAAGCAUGGGCAUCCAGAUGCCGCAUAUCGUGCAGGAACGUGCUGCGAGAAUGGAUGGGGUUGCAGGCGCGAAUCUGCCAAGGCUCUCCAAUUCUUCCGCAAAGCCGGAGCAGCGCUUCAUCCUGGUGCUAUGUACCGUCUUGGCAUUGCUGAACUUAAUGGCGAGCUCGGACUCUCAAAACGGCCACGCGAGGGUGUCAAAUGGCUGAAACGCUCUGCGGAGCACGCAACAGCCGAGUUCCCGCACGCCCUGCAUGAGCUUGCCUUGUUGCACGAACGGGGGAUAGACAACGUCGUGUUUGUUGACGUGGAAUAUACCGUGGAACUACUCGCACAAGCGGCGGAACUUGGGUAUGCACCCAGUGCUUACCGGUUAGGGGAAUGUUAUGAGUAUGGGAAAUUGGGUUGUCCCCAGGAUCCAGCCUUGUCAAUCCAUUAUUAUAACAUCGCAGCGCAACAGAAUCAUCGUGAUGCAUGUUUCGCGCUCACAGCCUGGUACUUAGUCGGCUCACCCGGUGUGCUACCCCAAUCCGACACAGAAGCAUAUCUCUGGGCACGCAAAGCAGCAGAUGCUGGGCUUGCAAAGGCGAUGUACGCAGUCGGGUACUUCUUGGAAGUGGGGAUUGGUACCCCGCCAGACGUCUCAGAGGCGAUGACGUAUUUCAAGAAAGCCGCAGAACUGGGUGAUAAGCGUGCCCAACAACGGCUCAAGGGCCCGCCCAUCGGACAACAAGGCGGAGCCAUGCGAGAAUCCGAUGCCAAGAAUGCAGCCGCCAACAAAGACUGCAUAAUCAUGUAGACUUGCAUCGUCUGCUUACAGCUUGUAUAUUUCACGGGGAAUCUGCUUAAUGUCGAUGUGUACACAGACGAUGGACUCGGAAUAAUGCCGGAUUGUUAGUUACAUUUCAUGCUGCCAUUACCCAUUUUUCUACUUAGUUUCAUUCCAUCUUGAUCUACCAAUACGUCAUUUUACCCUACUCUCAUUAACCAUGUCCCAUUUGCUCGACUUGCGCACGUAGAUCGAUACCCUUAGAGCUUAGUCCUUACGAAUUUGAAGGGUGUGGUAAUCACCUUUGCGUAGCACUAAUAACCAAAUCGAUCAGGU
Messenger RNA from Suillus subalutaceus, 2042 nucleotides. RefSeq lists its product as uncharacterized. The record is from RefSeq and is a predicted model, not a curated record. Gene Ontology annotation, molecular function: protein binding. Lineage: Eukaryota; Fungi; Basidiomycota; Agaricomycetes; Boletales; Suillaceae. The coding region runs from base 297 to 1736 and encodes 479 amino acids. The transcript is spliced from 6 exons.